AUGAGCAAACCAGAUCCUCUUUCCCCCCUCCCCUUCCCAAAACCCACCAUAAUUCCCCCGCGCGGCCCGCACACCCACACCCUGAUCUUCCUGCACGGCCGCGGCGAUAACUCCCUCGACUUCAGCACGGACAUCAUCACCGCCCCUCUCCAGAUCCCCACGCCCUCCAACCCGGCCAGCACUUCGCUCCCCCAGCGCUUCCCCGGCAUCAAAUUUAUCUUCCCGGACGCGAAAAUCAGCCGCUCCACCGCGGGCGCGAACUCGAUGAUGCAGCAGUGGUUUGAUGUCGCGACGCUACGGCCCGUGCACGAGAGGGAGUGGGAGCUGUCGCGCGACGGGCUGCGGGCCUCGGUGCGCUAUCUGCUGGAGCUUGUCAGGGAGGAAGGGAAGGUUCUGGGCGGGGUUGGGAAGGUUAUUGUGGGCGGGCUUAGUCAGGGGGCUGUGGUCGCCUUGGGCGCGGCGGUGGCCUUCGAUGCGGAGGUUGAUGGGGAUGGGGAGGCGCUGGGGGGCUGUGUGGCUAUGAGCGGCUGGUUGCCAUUCCAGAGGGAGUUGGACGAGUUAGUUGGAGGGGGCGGCAUGGGGAAGGAAAAAGGCGGUGAUGAUGGUGGUGAGGCAGGCACCGCCGUCGUAGAUGAAGAUGAAGCGGAAGAUGAAGCGGAAGACGCGAAGGAACGGCGUUUACGGUCCGGUUCGAACCUAGCUGCCAGAGCGACAAAUUGGUUCCGCGAGAAUAUACUGGGUAUUCCUCCACCCGCUGUUCCGACCGCGCAGUCGCAGCCACCCUCGCGGUCACCCUCACACCCCAAGACCCCCAUCUGGAUCUCGCAUGGGGCGCUGGACGAGCAUGUGUUGCCCCAGUUCGGCGAAAACGCAGCGAAGACACUAGAGAGGCUGGGUUGGAACGUCACGUUUAUGUUAUAUGACGAUCUAUCGCAUUGGUUUAUGCCGGAUGAAUUGGCGGAUAUGGCGAUUUAUCUGAAUUUGGUGGUUGGCGUUCCGGAUGCGGAGUGA
Molecule: messenger RNA, 1011 nt
Organism: Histoplasma mississippiense
Lineage: Eukaryota; Fungi; Ascomycota; Eurotiomycetes; Onygenales; Ajellomycetaceae
Exons: 1
Coding region: 1-1011 (336 amino acids)
Biological process (GO): protein depalmitoylation
Cellular component (GO): cytoplasm
Molecular function (GO): carboxylic ester hydrolase activity; palmitoyl-(protein) hydrolase activity
Source: RefSeq, a predicted model, not a curated record